AUGGCACCAGUCACAAAGAGCCAAAAAUACGAUUACUUGGUCAUUGGUGGAGGAAGUGGUGGACUUGCCUCCGCAAGAAGAGCUGCCCAAUACGGAGCCAAAGUUGCAUUAAUAGAAAGUAGUCACAAAUUAGGCGGAACUUGUGUUAAUGUAGGAUGCGUACCGAAAAAGAUUAUGUUUAAUGCUGGUGAGUGGAUAAUGAUACUGGGAACGUGUCCAUCAAUUAUCCUAGUGGUAGAUCGUGUAAUCAAGGAAAAAGGAAAUAAUAAACCUCUACAUUGUUGGACGCGAAUGCUCGUUAUACUAAGCAUCGUUCCGAUUCCCACGCAAAUAGCAUCAAUUGCCGAGGCCCUGCAUGACGCCAAGGACUAUGGGUUUGGCAUAAAAACGAUUCCCGAGUUCGAUUGGACAGCUUUCAAGCAGAAGCGCGAUGCAUACAUAAAACGUUUGAAUACUAUCUACGAGAAUAAUCUCAACAAGGACGGUGUUGAAUACAUCUGGGGUAAGGCUAGCUUUAUUGAUGCGAAGACGGUGAAGAUUAAGACCGAAGAUGCAGAGGCAGCAGUAAAUGCUGACCAUAUUUUGAUCGCCACCGGUGGUCGGCCAUUUUUCCCGGAUACGCCUGGCGCGGAAUUGGGAAUUGAUAGCGAUGGUUUCUUCGAUCUUGAGACACAACCCAAAAAAGUCAUUGUUGUUGGGACUGGAUAUAUCGGUGUUGAAAUGGCGGGAAUAUUUAACACACUAGGGACGGACACUACUAUAGUUUCGCGCUCGAAAGAAAUUCUUCGUACAUUCGAUCCAACGAUCAAAGACACUCUGCGAGAAGAAAUAAAGAAAGAAGGCUUGCGUCUGCUUACGGACGCAAAAGUCAUUUCUGUCACUAAGGAUCAAUCGUCGGGAUUGCUCAAAAUCGAGUUUGAUUCAAACGAAACUGGACGAACAGUGGAAGACUUUGACACGUUACUAUGGGCAAUUGGGCGAAAGCCGAAUGUCGAGGAUUUAAAUUUGGAGGCCGCAGGAGUUACGUUAGCCGAAGGCCACAUUCUUGUGGACGAAUAUCAAAAUACGGUUGUGCCGAAUGUUUAUGCGCUUGGUGAUGUUUGCGGUAAAGCACAGUUGACCCCAGUUGCCAUUGCUGCCGGACGCCAACUAGCCAAUCGACUCUUUGGUCCGCCUAGCUUUAAAGACGCCAAACUCGACUACAGCAAUAUUCCAACCGUUGUAUUCCAUGGCACUUGUGGUACCGUCGGAUUGACAGAAUCUCAAGCUCACGAGAACACAACCUUCACUAAUGUCAAAACAUAUACAUCCAGAUUCACCAAUAUGUACUACGCUAUGACGGAAAGAAAAGCGGUCACUUCAUACAAAUUAGUUGUCGCUGAUAAAAUAGACGAAUCCGGAACCGUUGUCAAGCGGGAACAAGUAGUGGGGCUUCAUAUAAUUGGUCGUGAUUCAGCAGAGAUUCUUCAAGGUUUUGCAGUUGCAGUGAAGAUGGGUGCUACAAAGUCACAGUUUGAUGCGACAGUUGCAUUGCAUCCCACCGCGGCCGAGGAGUUGCUGCAUGAGGAUGUAAUAGUCGGCACUGUCGAAGUAAAAAAUGAACUUUUCAAUCAGGGUAUGGCUCAGGCCCUCAUGCAAGUCGUUGCAUCGCUCGAAACGAACCGAAGAAAGCGCAAGCGUUCAGAAAUGGAGGACCAGUUCGUUGGUAAGGCAUGUGGAAUCGUCACAGACAGCAAGAGCUGGUGGUUUGUCGAAUGUACUAUGGAUGAGGACAAAAAGAAAUUCAAGAUUCAUUCCGAUAAGCCUGCUUCGCUCGAGUGGAGCGCGAAAGAUACAGAAAAGUGGGUGAAUAUGAGUACGGUGGAUAAGAAGCGCCGAAUUAGUUAA
Paraglomus occultum is the source of this 1887-nucleotide messenger RNA. Lineage: Eukaryota; Fungi; Glomeromycota; Glomeromycetes; Paraglomerales; Paraglomeraceae. The record is from the annotation of a GenBank genome assembly.